Molecule: messenger RNA, 1470 nt
Organism: Blepharisma stoltei
Lineage: Eukaryota; Ciliophora; Heterotrichea; Heterotrichida; Blepharismidae
Source: the annotation of a GenBank genome assembly
AUGUUAAAAAUAUUAGCUUGCUCUUCAAUUGGGAUCCUUACAUAUAGCCAAUACAAAUACGCUGAUUCUGAAGAAUUCAGAGCUGGUAUGAGAAGAUCGGAUCUACCAGACUUUACUCUAGAUGAUAUUUCCAGACACAAAAAUCCUGAAAAAUCUGUGUGGGUCACUUUUAAAGAAGGAGUCUAUGAUGUAACAAAUUUCAUUGAGCACCAUCCUGGAGGCGAAAAAAUAUUACUUGGUUCUGGAGGUUCAAUUGAGCCCUUUUGGAAUUUAUAUAGAGCUCACCACAAGCCACAAGUCUAUCAGAUGCUUGAAUCUAUGCGUAUCGGGAACUUAAAGAAUGCUCAAGUCCUUGCUCUAGAUGACCCUUAUAAAGACGAUCCUCAAAGAAACCCAGAAAUGGUUACUCAUGGCGUCAAGCCAUUUAACGCAGAAACCCCUAAUGAUUUGUUGGUUAAUAACAAAACCACCCCAAACGAUCUAUUUUUUAUAAGAAACCAUUUGCCAGUUCCCCAUAUAGAUCCAAAAACGUACCGCUUGGAGCUAGUCCUUUAUGCUGAUAAAUGCUUUGAAUUUUCUCUAGACGAUUUAAAAUCAAAAUUUGAACACGUGACAAUCAAAUCAUGCAUACAAUGUGCUGGAAAUAGAAGAGCUGAUAUGGCUAAGUAUGGAAACGUUCGAGGAGUCAUGUGGAACGCUGGAGCCAUUGGAAGUGCUGAAUGGAAAGGUGUAAGACUAAGAGACCUAAUAAAAUAUGCCAACCCAAAACAUGAGUACCAGCAUGCACAUAUAGAAGCAUAUGAUUCUGACCCAAACGGCCCAUUUGGGACCAAUAUUCCUAUGUCAAAAAUAAUGGACGAGCAUGGAGAUGUGAUUUUGGCUUUAGAAAUGAACGGAGAGCCGCUCCCAUUAGACCAUGGCUUUCCAGUCAGACUUAUUGUCCCCGGAUAUGUAGGAGUUAGAAACAUAAAAUGGGUGAAAAGGAUAUCAUUAAAUGACGAUGAAAGCAAUCUAAUAUGGCACAAAAGAGACUAUAAAGUGUUUGGAGUUAAUGAUACCCCAGAUAAUGUAGAUUUUGAGAAGAGGCCACCGCUUUAUGAAAUGAAUGUUCAGUCAGCAAUCUGUGAUCCUUUAGAUGGAGCAACUGUAGAAAGUGUGGAAGGGAAAGUAACGUUUAAGGGGUAUGCCUAUAGUGGAGGAGGACAUGAAAUUGCAAGAGUAGAUAUAACCACUGAUAAAGGAGAAACAUGGCAUGAGGCAGAGCUGUCAAAAGAUCUGGCUUAUCAUAAAAAGCAUUGGUCUUGGGCUCUGUGGGAAACUAAAAUCCCAGUAUCAGAGCUUCAAAAUGAAGUUUGUGUUAAAGCUGUAGAUUCUUCAGGAAACUCUCAGCCACGUGAUACAGCACCUAUUCUGAAUUAUAGAGGCCUUUUAAACAAUGCAUGGCACUGCAUUAAAAUAAACCAUAAAUAA